This is a messenger RNA of Cutaneotrichosporon cavernicola, 2502 nucleotides long. RefSeq lists its product as uncharacterized. Gene Ontology annotation, molecular function: GTP binding; GTPase activity. Lineage: Eukaryota; Fungi; Basidiomycota; Tremellomycetes; Trichosporonales; Trichosporonaceae. Bases 1 to 2502 code for a protein of 833 amino acids. Gene Ontology annotation, biological process: endoplasmic reticulum membrane fusion. The record is from RefSeq and is a predicted model, not a curated record. The transcript has 6 exons. Gene Ontology annotation, cellular component: endoplasmic reticulum.
AUGAACCACGAAUCAGACCCGAUUCGGGCAAACCACAUUACGCCAUUACCAGAAGCGCCCUCGGCCACCGCCGCUGCACCUGCAGCAGCCCCGACAUCCCCUGUCGUUCGGGCUGAUAUGACCGUGCCCGCUCCAGUUCCGAGUGUGACUGCGCCAGUCACGCAGGACGGGCAACUUGCCAAGAUUGACCAGCUGCAGAUCAUUGACGAGGCUCAACACUUCACUCCGAACCUGAACAAGUACUUGACCAAGUGGGAUUUGAUAAACAGCGGAUUCGACUACAAUGUUGUCGCCGUGUUUGGGUCCCAGUCGACCGGCAAGUCGACGCUGCUGAACCGCCUGUUUGGCACCACCUUUGACAUCAUGGACAGCAAACGCCGCCAGCAGACGACCAAGGGUAUCUGGAUGUGUCCUUCGGCGUACUCGGCGGCCUUAGUCAUGGACGUCGAGGGUACGGACGGUCGAGAGCGCGGAGAGGACCAGGACUUUGAGCGCAAGAGUGCGCUCUUCUCCCUCGCGAGCAGCGAGGUCCUAAUUGUCAACAUCUGGGAGCACCAGAUUGGCCUGUACCAGGGUGCAAACCUGGGGCUGCUCAAGACGGUGUUUGAGGUCAAUCUGAGUCUCUUUGGAGGAAGCGCGGAGGCUGCGGCCCGCCCCAAGGAGAAGACCCUCAUCCUGUUUGUGAUUCGCGACCACUCGGGCUACACCACGCUCACCAGUCUGGCCGACACGCUCAAGGAAUCGAUGGCCGAGAUUUGGCAGAGCCUCUCCAAGCCGACUCACCUGGCGAACGCCAAGCUCGACACAUACUUUGACCUGUCGUUCGCCGUGCUUCCCCACAAGAUCCACCAGCCUGAGAAGUUUGAGGCAGACGUCGUGGAGCUGAGGAGGCGUUUCGUGGACAAGACACGCCCAGACUACGUCUUCCAGCCCUCAUACCACAAGCGCAUCCCGGCUGAUGGCCUCAACCACUACAUGGAGGGCGUCUGGGCGCAGGUCCUCGCUAACAAGGACUUGGAUCUGCCGACGCAGCAGGAGCUCUUGGCGCAGUUCCGCUGCGACGAGCUCGCGGCUGGCGUCACCGAGCUCUUCAACGUCAGCUCCAAGACAGUGCGCAGACCAAUCGAGAGCGGCAAGGUUGUCGCUGGUCUCGGCAAGCUCAUGUCUGAGUGGCUGCAUGUUGCCUUGACUAGCUUCGACGCCGCCGCCUCGCGCUACCACCCUGGCGUGUAUCAACGCAAGCGCCAGGAUCUUGUGACGAACCUGCACGCAACCCUGUCGCCACUGUACCUGGGCGAGCUCAAGAACACGAACAAGGCCGUGUCGGCCAUGUUUGUGACCGACUUGACUGCGGCGCUCAAGGAGCCUUCGUACGACUUUGCCGAGGUCGUCUCGCGGUGUACGCGUGACGCGCGCAAGUCCUUCCUCGCCGUCGCGAAGGAGAGCACCAUCGAGGGUUCUGGUUGGGAGUAUGAGCAGGAGCUGGCGUUACUGGACGACAGCCUCAAGUCGAUCGCGGACAAGUCGCGUGCCGACGAGACCAAGAAGAUGGUCAACGGCAUCGAGCGCACCGUCAAGAGGCAGCUGUACGAGCCUGUCGAGAUCGCGCUCAGCAAGCCGUCGCCGACAAUGUGGGACAAGGUCCUCUCGACGUACCGCGACGUGACGAGAUCGGCUGAACAAUCGUACCUGAAGAAGGCAAAGGCUUACGACUGUACCGAGGAGGAGAACGAGGUCGCGCUCAGAAGCUUGGCGACGCGUUCGUGGCUCGCACUUCACCACAAGCUCGAGGAGCAGACAGCCGACCCCGUCGUGCUCUCUACGUUACGCGACAACUUUGAGCAGAGAUUCCGGUACGACGAGCAUGGUGUGCCACGAGUCUGGCGUCCUGAGGAUGACCUCGAGGGCGCGUUCAAGACGGCGCGCGACGAGACUCUGACGCUUCUCCCCCUCUUCGCCAAGGUCAAGCCGAAGGACGAGGAGCUUCUGCCAAAGCUGCCAGUGCCAGACGCAACGGAGACCGACUCGGACCCCGAGAAUUUCGACCCCGAGACAGCGUUUGUACUUGUCAAGCCGUCCCGCCUCUCGCAGCUCGAAGCGCGCUUCAAGCGCGAGGCGGACGCGGCCUACGUCGAGGCCAAGCGGAGCAUGGUAUCGAGCGUCUCCCAGAUCCCCUUGUGGAUCUAUGGUGCCCUCGUCGUCCUGGGCUGGAAUGAGGCCAUGGCCGUUCUCUUCAAUCCACUGUACUUUGCCAUGCUCCUCGUCGCGGCGGCCAGCGCGUACCUUGUCCUCCAGCUCGGCCUCGCCGGUCCCAUCUUCCAGGUCACGCGCACGGUUGCGAACGAGGUCAAGAGGAUAGGAACCGAGAAGCUGCGCGAGGCAUUUGCCGAGCCGGCGCCGCAGCGCACUCUCGAGCACCCACACCGCGCCGAGUCGGGGGUCAACGCCAGCCGUCCCGAGAGACGGGGCCAGUUUGAGCAUUACGAGCUCGAGGAGAAGUAG